Molecule: messenger RNA, 1002 nt
Organism: Apodemus sylvaticus (European woodmouse)
Lineage: Eukaryota; Metazoa; Chordata; Mammalia; Rodentia; Muridae
Product: taste receptor type 2 member 110-like
Exons: 1
Coding region: 1-1002 (333 amino acids)
Biological process (GO): G protein-coupled receptor signaling pathway; detection of chemical stimulus involved in sensory perception of bitter taste; sensory perception of taste
Cellular component (GO): membrane
Molecular function (GO): bitter taste receptor activity; G protein-coupled receptor activity
Source: RefSeq, a predicted model, not a curated record
AUGUUCUCAGAUACAGUAAAUAACAAUGAUAUAUUCACUUUUAUAAUCAUAUUCUGUGUGGAAAUACUAAUGGGAAUCUUAGAAAAUGGAUUAAUAGCAGUAGUAAAUAUCAUGGACUGGGCCAAGAGAAGAAGGAUGUCUUCAGUGGAUCAGAUUCUCACCGCUUUGGCUCUUAUCAGACUCAUUUAUGUGUGGUCUGUGGUCACUGGCAUACUGUUAUUCAUAUCAUGUCCACGUUUGCUUAUGAGUUCCAAAAUGCUUACAGCAGUGGGUAUUAUCUGGAUAGUGAACAACCAUUUCAGCAUCUGGCUUUCUACAUGCCUUGGUGUCUUUUAUUUUCUCAAGAUAGCCAAUUUUUCUAACUCUUUCUUUCUUUACCUAAAGUGGAGAGUUAAAAAAGUGAUUUUAAUGGUAAUACUGGUAUCAACAAUUUUCUUGAUUUUUAAUGUGUUAUCUCUAAGUCUGUAUCAUCAUUUCUCAAUUGAGAUUUAUGAAGGAAAUAUGUCUUACAGUUUGAGAAAUUCACCACAACUUCCCAGAAUUUUCUUAUUCACCAACACGUCCAAAUUUUUAAUUAUCAACUCUUCUCAUGUUUACUUACCCAUCAACUCCCUGUUCACACUCCUACCUUUCACAGUGUCCCUUGUAGCUUUUCUCAUGCUCAUGUUCUCACUGUGGAAGCAUCACAAGAAAAUGCAGGUCAAUGUCAAACAAACUAGAGAUGCCAGCAUCAUGGCUCACAUGAAAGCCUUGCAAACUGUGCUCUUCCUCCUGUUGCUGUAUGCAAUAUACUUACUUUUUAAUUUUAUAGAUAUUUUGAGCCGUGGAUUGAUGGGUGGAAAAUCCACAAUUUUAUUUGAACACAUUUCUGUAGUACUUUUUCCUAUAAGCCACUCAUUUGUCUUGAUUCUGGGAAACAGUAAGCUGAGACAGGCUACUCUUUCUGUGCUGGCUUGUCUGAGUUGCCAGACCAAAGAUAUGGACACCAUGGGUUCCAAAUAA